Messenger RNA from Gasterosteus aculeatus aculeatus (three-spined stickleback), 3107 nucleotides. The record is from RefSeq and is a predicted model, not a curated record. Lineage: Eukaryota; Metazoa; Chordata; Actinopteri; Perciformes; Gasterosteidae.
GGAUUAGGCUUCCCCUCCUUCCAUCACAAGCCUCAUUACGACACACAAUUAUUCAGCCGAAAGGACGCAAGCUCCCGAUUUGAAACAACACGCAGAGAGGAGCAGGAGGAGGAGGAGGAGGAGGAGGACAAUUCAAACAAUACGAGGUUGAGAAAAAUGAAUUCUAAACUAUCUUCUUGCAUGGUGCCCACGCCCCAGGUGUGCGUAUCAACCCUGGUCACGGUGAGCACGAUGGCGGUGGUGGACCUCUACCUGCUGGAGCAGAGCAUGCUGGGGGCUCGCGGCCCCGCGGGGCCCAGCGCGUGGCAGUGCGCCACCGUGUUGCUGGGCGACGCCGGCUUCCUGCUCGCGCUGCGCUUCGUGUCGGCCGGCGUGGUGUCGGAGGCCCGCUCGCCCCGCCGGGGCUUCGCCAACGCCCUGUGGUUCCUGUUCCUGUCCCUGCUGCAGCUCAAGCUCUUCUUCGUCUGCCAUAACUACAGGCAGGAGCGCUGGCCGCUCGACCCGCUGGCCAGGAAGACCCUGACGCUGCUGCUGUCCAUCUGCCUGCCCUCCCUGUUCCUUAUCCUGACGGGGGCGGACCACAUGACGCCGCAGCGCAGGAAGCAGGAGGUGCGGGGCCGGCUCCUGUGGGUGGUGGUGGACCUGCUGGAUGUGCUGGACCUGCAGGCGGGGCUGUGGGAAGCCCAAGGCGGGGCGGCGGCGGCCGCGGCGGGAAGCGCAGUGGCCGUGGAGCAGAAGCUACCCAUCUGGGCCGAGGGCCUGGUCUUCUUUUACUGCUACGCCCUCCUGCUGCUGCUGCCCUGCGUGGCCCUCACAGAGCUGGGGGCCACCGGCCUGCCGGGGCAACGCGGGCCCCGGAAGGAGGCUCUGUACCCCUGGCUCAGCUUGGUGGCCAUCAACAUCCUCACCCUGGUCCUGAGGGGCACGGGCAUGCUGUGGUUCAGGGACCCCCGUGUCUCCACCGUCCUGGGGAAGAACCUUCUGGCUCUGGCGGUGAAGCUGAGCUCAGCCUGGGAGAGGCACAGGCAGAGCGAGCGCGGCGCCGCGGGGGCCGAGACUCUGGCGGCGGCGGAACCGCCAGACUCGACGCCGCCGAGCCAGGCGGAGGAGCAGGGGGAGGCGGCGGCACGGGGGACAGCUCCGCCCCCCUUGCACUAUCACACGCUGUCUCGCUCACACAGCCACACUCUCUCCCACGUCAGCCUGGAGCCCCCAGAGACGCCCUUGGCACCUUCUUUCAUCUCCCACGAACUGUAGAGAGUCGGCGGAGACGCGUGACCACGGCCGCGCUGGAGACUCAGACCAGCGGAGGCGGCGUCGCAUCGACAGAUAACAGCGAGGGAGUUCCGCACAUUUUGUUGUGCCGGGAGUAACUUUCGCAUUUUUUUUAUUUGUUUUGAAAACACUGAAAACAUAUUUAUUUAUUAUUUGGACGUCCAGUAGCGUCUCCCUUCUUUUCAUCUCGCACAGACGCCCAAACUGCCACAGAUUGCUACUCAAUAUCCAUCGGAUCAAUGAGAGAUUUUCUGCCAUUAGAUGACAAACACAGAUUGUGACCUUUAAUGUAGGAUUUGUUUUUUCCUCCAUCACUUUACAGAGACAAGUUUAAUACAAAAGGAGUGAUGAUUUAUUUUGCCCGUACAGGGAUUCAAAAGCUGUCUGCCUGUAGAACUCACACUCUCCUCACGGUGCUCCAGAAUUUCAAUUUUGAGUCGAACCAAUUGGAUCCAAAUCUUUUAGGUCUGCAGCGCUUUAAAUCAAAGUCCAUUCACGAUCUAAAGUGAUGUUCCCUUCUUUGAUGUUCCUUAUUUAAAUAUAUUAUACAGCUCUGAAGGAGUACAUGUCCAGUUUUUCCACAAUAAAAAGCCAAAUAUAAGAACAAAAUAAAAACGUGUGGCAGAUGUUUCCUCCCCAUAUUCUAUCUCCAUAUUGCUCUCAUCAACUCGCAGGUUUAUCUUGCAACCCUCUGGAGGCUCCCGACGACGACACCGGGCAGCACAACUCAAACCAAGAAGCCAAACCGGCUGAUUCAACUUAGUUACCUGGAGGGAAAAGUGAAUCUCUGAAAUCACUUGGUAUUAUGUCGCAUCUUAUUGGAUUUAGAUGCAGAAUGUGAACAGCAGCUUUUCAGAGACGCAAACCUUACAGUCACUUUUAUUUUGGGACCACUUACGCUUUUGCUUUUAAAACCCUCCUACAGCGAUUCGAACACAACAGAAUGUGUUCAACCCAAGAUGCCAACUAUCUAUGAAAGACGCCGUUUCCAUAAAUAAGAUACUCCAAUGGUGGAGCUUAAAGAUGAGCCUUAUGCAUCAUCUUAAUCCUGUUGUACACGACAGUACAGCUGUUUUUAUUUAAAAAGAUAGAACAGCGGUUUAGGUAAUUCGGUCACUUUUUCUGUCAUGUUUCGAUGUCGUCUGUACUCGUCUCAAAGGAAACGAAAAGAAAAACAAAAACUGCCGAGCUGCCUUUCUAACCCGAAAUCCACCUUUUCACUGCAGAUGAAAGUUCCCUCUUUGAUCCCGUUGAACGAUGGAGGGGACCUUUCAUCACCUUUUUAUUACCAUUACGGAUGUUAACGUGUGGUGUUGUUGUUGCUGGUGUUGUUGUUGUUGUUGGGAUCACGGAGCAGAGCAGCAGGUGUAGAGGAUGUAGAUCGCAGUCAAGUGCCUUUUUCCCUCACGGAGCCACGCGGCGAACGUGGCGCCUGGACGUGUGCCACGUGUAGACUGAAGUUAUCCCGUGCGCUGCACCUCCGGGACGGAGUGCACUGGCAGGCAGGAGUCGGCCCCAAUCACCCGAGGCUACGGGGUCAAACAACCGCCUCUGGGGUUUUUAAACUACAUCAAAGUCAAUCCGUUUGCUGUGAGAGAAAAUUUCACAUUUUUAUCCCAUACCGGAGCUGGUGAAGUGAAGUAGCGCCCCCCCCCCCCCACGUAUUUAUCUCCAAAAAGCGAGCCCUUUGCUUCACAGUGCGGCACAAGGGCGCCGUUUAUCACAAUUACGCCGGCGGCAGCAUCAGCUGGGAUCCUCUCGCACUGAUCAUAGAGUGUGCUGUUGUGCUGUGCGUGUAGUGUUGAACGACAGAUGAGAUGUGCGUGUCCGGC